AUGGGCAACGGCAACAGGGCUCAACAGAAGCGUGAACGCAACGCCGAGAAGGCCGGCAAGCCUGCCAAGUCGCAGCUGAAAGUGAACGCUGCCGCCAAGGACAUCCAGUGCCAGAUCUGCAAGGCUACCUUCUUGAAGACCACCAAGGCGCCCGCUCUCACCGAGCAUGCCGACAACAAGCACAAGAAGACCCUGCCCGACUGCUUCCCGACAUUUGGCGUCGAGGCAUAA
This is a messenger RNA of Verticillium nonalfalfae, 231 nucleotides long. RefSeq lists its product as uncharacterized. The transcript has 4 exons. The record is from RefSeq and is a predicted model, not a curated record. Bases 1 to 231 code for a protein of 76 amino acids. NCBI's taxonomy places the organism in Eukaryota, Fungi, Ascomycota, Sordariomycetes, Glomerellales, Plectosphaerellaceae.